CUCCUUCCGAACCAUCCUUCUGGACAAACUUUGAUGGAGAAUUUCACACCGCGCUGGAAAAAUGCCGGUUAUGAAAGGACUACUGGCUCCCCAGAACACCUUCCUCGAUACCAUCGCCACCCGUUUUGACGGAACACAUAGCAACUUCAUCCUCGCGAAUGCCCAGGUGGCGAAGGGGUUCCCCAUCGUCUACUGUUCUGAUGGCUUCUGCGAGCUUGCUGGGUUUGCCCGAACUGAAGUCAUGCAGAAGAGUUGCAGCUGCAAAUUCUUAUUUGGGGUUGAAACCAAUGAGCAACUGAUGCUUCAAAUAGAAAAGUCACUGGAGGAAAAAACAGAAUUCAAAGGAGAAAUUAUGUUCUACAAGAAGAAUGGGUCUCCGUUUUGGUGCCUAUUGGAUAUUGUUCCUAUAAAGAAUGAAAAAGGAGAUGUGGUACUUUUUCUGGCCUCAUUCAAAGAUAUAACAGAUACGAAAGUGAAGAUUACUCCAGAAGAUAAAAAAGAAGACAAAGCCAAAGGAAGAUCAAGAGCGGGGACCCACUUUGACUCAGCCCGGAGACGGAGCCGAGCGGUCCUUUAUCACAUCUCUGGGCACCUGCAAAGAAGAGAAAAGAACAAAUUGAAAAUAAAUAAUAAUGUUUUUGUAGAUAAACCAGCAUUUCCGGAGUAUAAAGUUUCUGAUGCAAAAAAGUCCAAAUUCAUACUUUUGCAUUUUAGCACUUUUAAAGCUGGCUGGGACUGGCUUAUUCUAUUGGCGACGUUUUAUGUCGCCGUGACCGUACCUUACAACGUUUGCUUUAUUGGCAACGAUGACCUGUCCACGACGCGGAGCACCACAGUCAGUGACAUUGCGGUGGAGAUUCUUUUUAUCAUAGAUAUUAUUUUAAAUUUCCGCACAACGUAUGUCAGCAAGUCUGGCCAAGUUAUCUUUGAAGCAAGAUCAAUUUGCAUCCACUAUGUCACCACCUGGUUCAUCAUUGAUUUAAUCGCUGCCCUGCCUUUUGAUCUCCUGUAUGCUUUCAAUGUCACAGUGGUGUCCCUCGUGCAUCUCCUGAAGACAGUCCGGCUGCUGCGUCUUUUGCGUCUCCUGCAGAAAUUGGACCGUUAUUCCCAACAUAGCACAAUCGUCCUGACUCUGCUCAUGUCCAUGUUUGCGCUCCUUGCACACUGGAUGGCGUGCAUCUGGUAUGUCAUUGGAAAAAUGGAGAGGGAAGACAACAGCCUUCUGAAGUGGGAAGUUGGCUGGCUCCAUGAGCUGGGCAAGAGGCUGGAAUCGCCAUACUAUGGCAACAAUACCCUGGGAGGCCCGUCGAUCCGAAGUGCCUAUAUUGCCGCUCUGUACUUCACCCUCAGCAGCCUCACCAGCGUUGGGUUUGGGAAUGUCUCGGCUAAUACAGAUGCAGAAAAGAUCUUCUCCAUCUGCACCAUGCUGAUUGGUGCCCUGAUGCAUGCCUUGGUGUUUGGAAAUGUGACAGCAAUCAUACAGAGGAUGUACUCCAGAUGGUCCCUCUAUCACACUAGAACUAAGGACCUGAAGGAUUUCAUACGUGUCCAUCACCUGCCCCAGCAACUCAAGCAGAGGAUGCUCGAAUAUUUCCAAACAACCUGGUCAGUCAACAAUGGAAUAGAUUCAAAUGAGCUUUUGAAAGACUUUCCAGAUGAGCUGCGCUCUGACAUCACGAUGCACUUGAACAAGGAGAUCUUACAGUUGUCGCUUUUUGAGUGUGCCAGCCGGGGCUGCCUCAGGUCUCUGUCUCUGCACAUCAAAACCUCUUUCUGUGCUCCGGGGGAGUAUCUGCUGCGACACGGGGAUGCUUUGCAGGCCAUCUACUUUGUAUGCUCGGGCUCCAUGGAAGUUCUUAAAGACAGCACAGUGCUGGCUAUUCUUGGGAAAGGGGAUUUAAUUGGAGCAAAUCUAUCAAUUAAGGACCAAGUGAUCAAGACCAACGCAGAUGUGAAGGCUUUAACCUACUGUGAUCUGCAAUGCAUCAUCCUCAAAGGACUCUUUGAAGUGCUGGACCUUUACCCGGAAUAUGCUCACAAAUUCGUGGAAGACAUUCAGCAUGACCUCACAUACAACCUUCGAGAAGGUCAUGAGAGUGAUGUGAUAACAAGAUUAUCGAACAAAGCUAUGGUCUCACAGUCAGAACCCAAGGGAAAUGGAAGCAUCAAGAAAAAACUCCCGUCCAUUGUGGAAGAUGAGGAAGAGGACGACGAAGGGGAGGACGAGGAGACGGCCUCCUUCUCCCCCAUCUGCACACGCGGAUCCUCGUCUUCGCGCAGCAAGAAGGGUGGCAGCAGUAAGAGCUAUCUAGGCUUAAGCUUGAGGCAGCUGGCCUCGGGGACGGUGCCAUUCCACUCCCCUAUCAGAGUAUCCAGCUCAAACUCCCCAAAAAACAAACAGGAAAUUGACCCCCCUAACCAUAGUAAAAAGAAAGAGAAGAACUUGAAGUUGCAACUUUCAGCUUUGAAUAGCACUGCACCCCCUGACCUCAGUCCCAGGAUUGUUGAUGGAAUUGAAGAUGGAAACAGCAGUGAAGAAAGCCAGACUUUUGACUUUGGCCCAGAACGAAUCAGACCAGAGUCCAGAAUUUCUCCUCCUCUGGGAGACCCAGAGAUUGGAGCUGCUGUCCUUUUCAUCAAAGCUGAGGAGACCAAGCAGCAGAUAAACAAACUCAACAACGAGGUAACAACAUUGACUCAGGAGGUCUCCCAGUUGGGUAAAGACAUGAGGAAUGUGAUGCAACUUCUAGAAAAUGUUCUGUCACCCCAGCAGCCCUCACAGUUUUGCUCUCUGCACAACAGCUCUGUGUGUCUCCCCUGGGACAGCUUACAGACCAGAAUGACCUGGAGCACACACCAACCUUGCCUACACUUGCAAGCAGCUGGAGCUGCUUAUACCCAAGCACAACUUUGUCACGGUAAUGUCACCUCAGACAUUUGGAGUGUGGAUCCCUCCUCUGUGGGGAGCAGCCCCCAACGAACUGGAGCUCAUGAGCAAAACCCUGCAGACAGUGAACUUUGUCAUUCUCCAAAUCUCAACUAUUCACCUGCCCACUGCCAGGUUGUCCAAGAAGGUCAUGUGCAAUUUUUAAGGUGCAUCUCUUCACAUUCAGACACGACACUAACGCCUCUGCAGUCCAUUUCAGCCACUCUCUCAUCCUCUGUCUGCUCCUCCUCAGAAACAUCUUUGCACCUGGUUCUCCCAAGCAGGUCAGAGGAGGGCAGCUGCAGCCGGGGAGGCACCAGUUCCCUCAGUCUAGAAAACUUGCCAGGAUCUUGGGACCGGGAAGGAAUGGCAUCAAUCUCUACUGAACCCUUGGAGAACUUUCCACUGGAAGUGGUCACAAGCACAGCAGAAGUGAAAGAUAAUAAAGCCAUAAAUGUAUGAUAUUAGUACCCACAAGGCAGCUGCCAGUUGCAAACCAACAAGUGCAUGACAGCUUUAGUUUUCCUUCUUUGCUUCUGGCAGACAUGAAGACUGGGCAGGUUUGGGGGUCCUGCAGAAGAGUGUGAGGUGCCAGGGCAAGGCAGAACCACCGCCGUAUUGUAGCAAACGCUUUCUAGAUCCUAGAAACAUUUUCCUGUACAGGUAUUAACUUACUGGUCUGUUUGACAGACUUUUAAAAAGUCCAAAGACCCUGAGGGUCUGAGCAGCUAGAAGUCCCAGACAAAGAAUUUGUGGAUUCAUUUUGUCCCAGGUGGCUUUUGUGAAGUGCAGCUCAGGUUUUUCCUGAGUGCCUGUGGGUCAUUCCUGAACAAUCUCCAUAGCACUGUUGGCCUUGGGAGUGCACAGCUCCUGCUGAUCUGUUUUUCUUUUUGUGAAGGCAAAGGGACAAUUAUCACUGCAUGUCAUCUCCUAGACAAUCAGUCAAAUAGAACUGGUGGCCAAUGGUUAGCUACUGCACGUUCUUUGCCGUGUAAAUGAAUAUGUAUUUAUCACACACAAAAAAGAGAGGCUAUUUUUAUAUCCUUGGUAUGAAAUAUGUAUUUAAACUAUUUAAAAUAUUUAUAAAGAAAUGAAUGUUUUCUUUUCAUUUUGGUAAAAAAGAAAAGCUUGCCGUUUUAACAAAACAUGCACUACUGUUAUGUAUAGUAGAUGAAAAAUUAUUUAUUAUAAGAGGAUGUAGUUUCAAAAGGAAUCCCCCAUCUAUCUGCAUGCAGUUCUCAACAAAUGUAUCCUCACACUCUGGAUUACAAAUGAGAAGUGAGGCCAUAUUUUAUAAAUGAAAUAAAAACAUGGACUGAGCUCUGGCACCGUGGAAGGGAGGGCUCUGUCUAGUGUGUGCCAACUCAUGUCAACCACUUGAAUUAAGGCUGUCCCCACUGUGGCAACAUAAAUGUCUGUCCUCCAGGCAUACCUUGUUGUUCAGGAACACAAAAUUGGUCUGUGGAACAUGAGAUCACAGCUACAUUAAGCCAUUUUGGCCUCAAGAUAAGGGAAAGAACUGUGGGUGUAUCCUCCCUCUGUGCUGUUCUUCCAGAAGAGGUUGUGGACCAGUGACUGUUCUGAAAUGGAGCCAAAACUUCUAAGUGAUGACUUGUGAGGGUGAUGCCCGCUUGCACAGGAUCAGCACUUCAAUUUGUUUCUUAAAAGCUCUCAACAAAGCUGUAAGUUACACAGAGCAGGUAUUUUCAUUCUCAUUUUUCAGAGAAAAAAAAAGUCUCAGAGAUUAAACAGCUGGGAUGCUGGCGACAGUCUAGAAGCCAUAACACUCCCUCCGUCCCAACCAGAAUGCAAAUUCAGUUGCUGGCUUGGUAAUGAUUUCAAUGCCUUCACUUCACUUUGAUUUUAUGUUUAAGAACAUUUAGGGUCUGAUCAUCCCAGACAGUCUUAGAAAACAUACCGAUUCACAUUAUGGAGUCCCCUUCUUCGUAUUUCCCACCACAAAGAAUAAAUAAUCUGAGAAUUAUGUCAUUAAAACAUCUAACAAACCAAGACUUGUGAUUUGUGAAUCUUGCACCCUAACAUUGGGGAGAACAGCAGAAAGAAAUCUUCUCUAGGAAAAAUGGAAACAAUACAUAUUCAUGAGGCAGGACACUCAAAAUAAUGCCUUCUACCCUCCACCUCCCAAAUUCAGUCUCUCCCUACCUACCUGAGUGGGAAAAUUGAGGCAAAGACAACAUUCUAGAGUUAAUAUAUUUGUAGUCAUUCACCUGUAGCCCUCCUUUUGCUCAUCUGGACCUAUGUAAUAAGUACCAUUGAAAAGGACUAAUUGGUGUUGGUUCGUGAAUAUCCUUCCGGCAAAUGAGCCCUGAUGUUCCUGACGCUGACAGUAAUGACGAAACUUUCUGUUUUCUGAGUAGUUGACUACGUACCAACAGAUGUUUAGGAAUGAACACGUUAUGUUUCCUCAUAUAAUCAUCCAAACAAUGCUAAAAGUGACUUGUUAUUAUGAUGCCCAUUUUGUAAAGGAACAAUUGGGAUAUUUUUUAACCUGCCCAGUUGCAUUGUUUUAACUGAUGGACUCGCCGCUCAUGACCUCUCGGGGUACUUCUCCCUUCAUGUCCAAAUCCAUUCUUGCUGCCUUAUG
Molecule: messenger RNA, 5531 nt
Organism: Manis pentadactyla (Chinese pangolin)
Lineage: Eukaryota; Metazoa; Chordata; Mammalia; Pholidota; Manidae
Gene: KCNH8
Product: potassium voltage-gated channel subfamily H member 8
Exons: 16
Coding region: 62-3388 (1108 amino acids)
Biological process (GO): potassium ion transmembrane transport; regulation of membrane potential
Cellular component (GO): membrane
Molecular function (GO): voltage-gated potassium channel activity
Source: RefSeq, a predicted model, not a curated record